Messenger RNA from Malania oleifera, 1286 nucleotides. RefSeq names its product putative cyclin-D6-1. Lineage: Eukaryota; Viridiplantae; Streptophyta; Magnoliopsida; Santalales; Ximeniaceae. The transcript is spliced from 6 exons. The record is from RefSeq and is a predicted model, not a curated record. Gene Ontology annotation, cellular component: cyclin-dependent protein kinase holoenzyme complex; cytoplasm; nucleus. Gene Ontology annotation, biological process: mitotic cell cycle phase transition; regulation of cyclin-dependent protein serine/threonine kinase activity. Bases 57 to 902 code for a protein of 281 amino acids. Gene Ontology annotation, molecular function: cyclin-dependent protein serine/threonine kinase regulator activity.
AAAACAAAAACAGGAACGUAAAUAUUGAGAGAGAAGGAGAGGAGGAAAAAGAAGAAAUGGAUCUGGGAGAAUGCAUAAACCGCACAAUGUUACAACAGCAUGAACUGGACGAAUUCCCACUUCUCUUCGCCGUUGAAAGAGACUACAUGGCGGCUGAGGGUUACUCCACCUGCUCCCUUCGUUCCUCCCUUCGAGUUCUGGUUCUGGCUGCACUCUUCCGUUUCUGGAACACCGAAGAUUUCGAUAGAUUCGUCGUCUGUCUUGCGAUGAGCUACUUCGAUCGCUACCUCUCGAGGUACCGGAUACCGAGAAUGUACCCGGGAGGUCUGCUAGAGAACUUGCAUCUUUUGGCGACGUCCUGUCUUUCACUUGCUUGGAAGAUGAGGACUCUCAAAUUUUGCUUGCCUAAUUUUCUGGCAAAGCAGGGUCUGAAUUACACAGUAGAGCAGAUACAAAGAACAGAAAUGAUUAUCCUCAAGCGACUCAAAUGGCGAAUGCGCUCCUUGACUUCCUUCUGCUUCUUCAAUUAUUUCCUUUCGCUCUCAAACCUCAAGAGUGGCGAUCGGAAAACCCUCAAACAGCAUGCUGUUCACCUUCUUGUACGCAGGCUUUAUGUCAUCAAAUUCACAGAGUUUAAGCCAUCCAUAAUUGCUGCAUCAGCUCUUCUCGCAGUUGCAGCAGAAAAACUUCCAGAGACAUCCUCCCCCCUCAAACGUACAAUUUUAGGAUGCCCACACGUCAACAUGGAUCAAUUGUCUAGCUGCUUGAAUGAAAUAAUGAAAGUGAUGCAAAAUCCAAGGUUGUUUGAAGAAGCACCAAGGCCAGAUCAUACACAAGCGGGUGCACUCGCCCACGGUGGCUCCAACCUUCGACUUCUUGCUCCCGGUCCUAUGAGUCUAUGAUUGCUGAAGAACCCGGAGAAGAAGUCAUGUUUCAAAGGAGUGGAUUUCAGAAAUGAAAAGGAAAAGAGGUGGAGAAGGAGAAGUGAGCAUGCAGGGAAAGAUGAAGAAGGAAGUUUAAAAUGGAGGGCGCCCGUGGUUUGCUUUUCGAUCUACUUCACCAUAGAAGUUUAGGACUAGAGAGUUGGGCCCCUCAAAAAAGAUAUACAUCCCUCAAAAUUUUUCAUUAGAAAAUAGAGUUGCAUAGCUAAUUUUUUUCAUAAAUAAAACUUUGGUAAAUAGAUGACAAAUUUUACAGAGCAUUAGCUAUUAGGUUAUACCCGCAAUGGUCAUUGUUUGUCAUUUUUUCAAAAUCACACCAAUCAUGUGUAAAGUUUUAUAAUUGGU